AUGUCGUAUUGUGUGGCUGUUAACUCAUCUAGUCUAGCAAUAUCAAAUAUUGAUGCCGAUUGUUGUUUCGUGUACUCGUUUGACUCAGGAACCAUUACAGAGCUAGUAGAACUUUUUGGCGAAAUAUACUACAAUUUUAAGACCACCCCACGCAUUUUACAAAAAGCCUGCGCUGCUUUUUCGUCUGACGGUAAUUUGUUUGCGUUCAACACGAACAAAGGAAAACUUCUGAGCAUAUGGAACGCCAAUAACUGGACAAUGGUUGAUAACAAGUUGCUGCCAAAAGACGCGACCAAUAUAGUUUUCACGCCCAAAACCAAUGUAGCUAUUGCCGGCGACAAAAAAGGUGACGUUUACUCGUUCGAAAAUGACCCGGUCCGAAUCCUCGGGCAUUCUUCAAUGAUACUCGGUAUAUGUUUUAGCAGAGACGAGAAAUAUAUCGUUACCAGCGACAGCGAUGAAAAGAUACGAGUUUCGCAUUAUCCAAAUGGCAAAAUCAUUCUACAUUAUAUGAUGGGGCACGAAGCGUACGUGAGUAACAUUUGCCUGUUGAAUAAUUUCCUUGUGUCCGGUUCUGGUGAUUGUACACUACGUCUGUGGGACUUAGACAGUGGCGAUCUCGUUGAUAAACUAAUUCUCGACCGCCCGAUUCGAAAUGUGGUUGAAGUCAGCGUACAACAUUGCACUGCCGCUGUGCAAUUUCACGAUUCCAAUGAACUGUAUUUUGUUAAACUUGAAAAAAAUAAUGAUAAUUACAAUUUUGUGAAAACUCAACAAGAAAUAUUUCAGAGCAAAGUUAUAAAUAUAGGUGCGUGUGAUAAGAAACUAUGGAUUUUUACGAAGAAUACAAUUCAUAACUAUACAGUUGCUAAGGAUAAUAAUAUUUUUAAAGAAGAGAACAAUUUAGUACAAGAAACGUUAAAAGAAUAUACCGAGUCUUAUACAGCAUUAGAAACCACUGAUUUAAUGGUUCAUCUGUACCAAAAGAUGAUUGAUAGAAAGAAGAGAAUUAAAGAACAUAAUACAUAA
Molecule: messenger RNA, 1029 nt
Organism: Cinara cedri
Lineage: Eukaryota; Metazoa; Arthropoda; Insecta; Hemiptera; Aphididae
Source: the annotation of a GenBank genome assembly